This is a messenger RNA of Miscanthus lutarioriparius, 327 nucleotides long. The record is from the annotation of a GenBank genome assembly. NCBI's taxonomy places the organism in Eukaryota, Viridiplantae, Streptophyta, Magnoliopsida, Poales, Poaceae.
AUGGGCGCGGCGCCGGCGCCGGCGUGGGAGGACCACCGCGUCAUCUCCCCACGCGACCUCGCGGGCGCCGACGGCGUGCUGCGGGGGUUUCCCACGCGGUUCGGCAUGAUGGCGGCGCAGAUGAAGGCGUUCCUAGACGCCACGGGCGGGCUGUGGCGGGACCAGGCGCUGGCGGGGAAGCCCGCGGGCGUGUUCGUCGCCACGGACACGCAGGGCGGCGGGCAGGAGACCACCGCGCUCACCGCCGUCACGCAGCUCGCGCACCACGGCAUGCUCUUCCUUCGUGCGCCUGGGUUACGCCUUCGGCGCCGGCAUGCCCGGUGUUGA